Messenger RNA from Paramuricea clavata, 21528 nucleotides. The record is from the annotation of a GenBank genome assembly. NCBI's taxonomy places the organism in Eukaryota, Metazoa, Cnidaria, Anthozoa, Malacalcyonacea, Plexauridae.
UUUUUUACGUUUACUUUUUUAAUUAAAAAACUCCAAUUUCUAACUGAUUACGGCCAAAAACGUUCAUCUUGUUACUCAAGAGCAAGAAAUAUUUAUAUAUAGUUAAAAUUAACCUUUCUUUAGGUUCACAAUUUUGAUAAAACGUUGAAAUUUGGAAAUUUUUUACUAGUUUCCAGGCCCAAACCGAGACAUGUUUUGCGCGCAUUAUUAUUGUGAACAUGUGUGAAAAAUAUGUGUGAAGUGGUGUGAACGAUCAUUGUACGAACAAGAAAGAAGAAACGUAAUUUUGUUGGAUUGAUAUUGCUUAUAUGAAUUCAAAGUAAUAGUUGAAUCGUUCACAAUUUGUCAUCAAAAUGACUACUGGAGACGCAGGCAGUUCUGCAACCAGGGUUAUUCAAGUGACCAAUGUCGCCAAAACUGCAACAUAUGAACAACUGAAAGCAUUUUUUGAUUUUCUUGGUGGAAUUGAAGAGAUGAAAAUCUAUCCAACUCAGUAAGUAAUAAAUGCAGAAUUAUCUUUACUUGAUAGUGCUUAUUUGUCGAUUAUAUCGGAUGAGAGAUUGAGAGAACUGCAGUUUGUUUGCAUGUGGUGCAGUGCUAGUAGCCACAGAGUGGAUACAUACAGAGGUGUAACUGACCGUUGUAAACACUGCGGAAACUUACGUUUUCAUGUACCCAUUUUUUUCAGGCGACCGGGCAAAAAAUGAUCAACUGCUUGUGCUCGGCAAGUUCCGCUAGCAGUUUAAAGCGAGCCGCCAUUCAAUGGAUGCAUGCAACUUGCCGAGCAUGCGCACAAAAAAGUGGGCACACUAGUUGGUAGUUAUAACUCUGUAUAUAUAUCUACUCUGUGCUACAGCACAAAUUUAAACCGUACAGUUUAUACUGUUUUUCAAAAUAUAAGAUAUUCAAGCAAAAAUUUAAAUGUUUUAUAUACUGUUUUCUCAAAACAGAACAUUUUGUGCUUUGAGAUUUUUUAUGCAUAGUGCUUCAGCAGUUGACAAAUAUAGAGCUCAGCGCAAACAUAAAUUAUAGCAUCUGACCAAAGAGAAUUUCGCGUCCCGAUUCGAGACGCAUAUAUUCCAGGGUCUGAAAUUUGCGGUAUCCCGAUAUCCACGGGAUACUGAAAUUUGGUUUUGGAUACUAAGUUUAUUUUACUUGUAUCCCGAUGGGAUACCACAUUUUUUUAAAAAACGGGAUAGCAGUUAAUGUUUUAGUAGUCUCCCCACAUUUUUGUUCAUUAAAUAGUGCUGUAACACAAGUCUAGCAUUCGUCUUAACGUUGUAUUUAUGCAUGUAGUCCACUCAUGGUUCAAUUCGCGAGUCGCCAUUUUGAAUAGUGUUUCCACAUUGAAACAACUGUCCAGACUUCAUUGAAAAGAAUCUUUUUGAAAUCAAGAAAAGUCUAGCCUGCGUAGCAGGCGGUAUUCGCGGGCACGUGAAGAAAAGUCAAGAAGAUUGUAAGGAAAUUUGAAGGUCGAUAGUUAGCAAAAAAGAAAUACAUUUUUUUUGCUGCCGUCAUGAACUAAAAUACUCAUAAAUAAUCCAUGCUUUCUUGUGAUAUUAUGUAAAAAAUAUUUAAUUAAAACCACCAAAACUCCUGAUGCAGGCAAUGGUCUUCAUGAUAAUACAGCCAAUGAUGAUGAUAAUGACGCUGUAGUUCCCAUUUGAGUGCAUACUGAUAGCAUUAAAAAUCAGAGAAGUUGACACUUAGACUUUAAUCUAUAAUUAAAUAACCCUGUUAACUGUUAAGAAAUUGAAUAUUUGAACUGUAUAAGUUCCUUUUAGGAUUCUAGUAUAUUAAACAUAAAAUGCGAUGGACGAAAAUGCUUGACGUAGUUGACUAAGAGUAAGCCUUAGAGUGAUGUUGGGUCUGGCCCUGUGGGAUACGAAAAGCCAACUAGUUAAGUAUCCAGAUUUAGGAUACUGGAUUAUUGGGAGGGAUACCAAAUUUUAAAACCUUGGUAUCCAUGUGGAUACUUAAAAAAAAAUCAAAUUUCAGACCCUGUAUUCCAAAUUGUAUGCCAUCAGUCCAGGCUCUCAUUUCACCUUGAGAGCCUGCUCGCAGGCUAUUGAUGAUAAGUAUAAGAUUCAUCAUUUGUCAAGGGUGGGUUAACUACAAAAUUUUUGUAGUUCGCUAUAACUAUAGCUACUUCAAAAAUAUGUAGUCAGCUACAACUACUGCUACUUUUGAACAAAGGUAGUUCGCUACUAACUACAGCUACUGCUUAAAAAAUGUAGCAAACUAUUUCGCUAUUACGCUAAUCUAUAUUUUUUAGUUUUACUGUAUUUGGAGCAUCUACUAUUAAAGCAACAUGUUUGUAAGCACAGGAGUGCAAAUUGACUAUUGAGUAUUGAUUUUAAGCAGACCGUGUCUCAAUAUCAUCAUGCCAUUCUAUCAAGUUGCUAACAAUUUUAAAAAGUAGCGAAUAGCGAUUCGCCGUUUGAAAAGUAGCCAACUACUUGGCUACUUUUAGGCAAAAUAUAGUUCGCUAUAACUACAGCUACUGUUUUAAAAAAGUAGUGAAAAACUACUGGCUACUUGAAAAUUGUAGUUCGCUACAGUAGCGAACUACAAUUACUUCGCUACUACCCACCCUUGUCAUUUGUACACAAUGCCCAGGGUGGAAAGUUUUAUCCCGCAACUGAGAUAUUGGACGUGCAAUUUUGAUACUUUUUAUAUAAAUUAUUUACUAUUAAGUUUUUUAAAUCUUGGUCGUGCAAUUUCCAAACUUUCUAGUUAGGCAUGACACCACCAAUCAUGUGACACUUUGUUAUAUUUGUCAAUGCCUCAUUGUGACAGAUGGAAAAGCGGUAACAAGAUGAAUAGUGUAACUCAUAGUUAAAUUAUUCUAUUAAAGAUCUCUUUAUUGUCAUUCACAAUCAAUAAUUUUGUCUGCCUGUAUCUUUGCAUGCCUCUGUGUUUGUUAACAUUCAAGGUGAAAUUUUGUUUGCUAGGCAAGCAGAUAAGUUUGUAUUGUACAACUGACCUUGGUUAUGUAAUUUGGUUUUUCUUCCAAUUAUAUUUUUAAAAAAUCAUGCACAAAUUUUCCAGUCAGACAGAUAAUCAAAUAGAACACCUAAAUACCCAUUGAUAUAUUUACCAUAGUUAGGAGUGCUAGCUGGUUUAACUCAUUGAGUGAUAGCACUCUCUCCUUGAUGUGUAAAAUCAUCUGCUGUGAGACAGAGUAAAAGAAUGAAGUAGGGCACAUUAGGGUGCAUUGCCACUUAGGGUUGAAUCAUAGGCAGCCCAAAAAUGCAUGUAGAAUGCACCAAAUGUCAAUUUAUAAAUACUAAAUAAAUAAUAUGAAUGGGGCGAGCAUACUUAUAAAUUGACCUUUGAUGCAUUCUACAUGCCUUUUUGGGCUGCCCAUGAUUAAAUGAAUAUUUUAGAUUGUAAAUUAAUGGCAAUAAAUGGUACGUCAAACUCAAUGAAAAAAGGUUUUUGAUAGGUCACUAUCACCUGAAAUACUGAUGAGAAACACAUUUGUCAGGAGCAGAAUGUGUUUGAAAUUUGACCCAAGCCAUGCUCUCCUGCUUAUCAUGUUGUUUACCUGCAGUUGGCUGAAGCCAUGCAAGAUUGUUUUCUCCAUGCACCUAACUCACUAAAUUGCUCCCAAGUUAUUUGUUACAGGCCUUAAAAUAUCUUUUACGUGGCCGUCUGACAGAAUGUCAGAUGACUGUGAGUUUGGGUCGGACAUAUGUAUGAUGAUGUCCGAUGACCAUCAGUUCAGUUUAGCUUGGAAAUAAGUCUGAAUGACACAAAUAACAGCACAAUGUUAUUCUGAAUGGUAAAUGUUGUGUAGAUAUUAAAUAAUUUGUGUCAUUCAUACUUAUUUCCAAGCCAAAGUUAACUUGCAUGCCAAUAACAACAGUAAGAUGUCGACACUUAAAUUCGUUUUCCACUCGACCAUUUCACUCGCUACCGGCAACAUUUUGAUUUACGUUGGACAAAGCUACAGUUCGGUCGGACACCAAUACACUCGGGUCGGGCAAAGAAUUAAAACCUCAGUUUCACUUAGGUCGGACAGAAUGUCCGGUGGUUUCCUCUGUACGUCGGACAAUUUUACGAAUGGGUCGGACAAUGUCCGUGACCGACCGAUAUUUUAAGGCCUGUUUGUUAUUGAAAGUACUGUAAGAUGUUUUGAACUUCUUAUGCGAAUGUUUAAUUUUGUACAUAUAAGUAUAUUCUUUAUAGCUUCUAUUUUUGGUUAUUCUCAGCAUGACCAGCAUGCAUGAUCUUGCAUGUUGGAUACCAGUAGUGUAGGAAGCAAUUGGCAAAGAAUACAAAUACACCUUUCCUGAAUGCAAGUCACUUUGGAUAUAAAGCCUCCAACAUCAUGUCACCCACACUCCCUGACUCCCAUCAUUUGUCUUACCUGUGGUCUUACAUCCCUGCCAGAAUUACAUGUACCCUACUACAACAUAAAUCUACACUAAAACAUAAAUCAACAGUAAUGUCUAACAUUAAAUUAACAUGGAAUUCUGGUGUUGAAGUUUGUUGGGGGUGAUAAUUGACUUCAUGUGGAGUUGCCUCUUUCUUUGUUGUUGAUGACUUAUUAUAGUUGCAAACAGAGAGUUGUCACUGUCUACUUCAUCGUCUGCACUUUGUAAUUCUAGCAUGGCUUGUCCCUAUCCAUGCCAUUCUCAGUGUCUGUUGAAGAGUGGAAGUAAGGCGGACAAAGAAAUGUGAUUAAUCCCCUCUUACAAUAACUGAAGUAUAGUAGCGCUCACCACAGUAAGUACUGCAACAUGCAGCUUAGUUUUUGGCGCCCUCUGAAGUUGAGGGCCAGUAUCCAGUUGCCCCUAUCCCACUUGUUUCAAUGGCCCUGGUUGCUGUAGGAACAGACAUUCCAAUAAAGGAUUUUAAGAUCAUCCAAACGAUUAAUAAAUUCCUUGAUCCCUCCCUGUUUCUUGGCCACUUAACCAUUCUCCUUAUAAUCAUGUUUAUUUCGUUGUCUUACUGGAGAGGUUUAGAUUUGGACAACCAUUAACCAAUCAGAUGCAUUUAAUCUGGUCGAUUAAGCAGUGUGGUAGUGGAAGUUCAUCUCUACUAAUGACCGUUCUGAUAGAGGAUAACGCUACAGCCAAUCUUUGUUCCCAGUGUAUUUGAACUGAAACGCUAAACUUUCUAGCAAAGUUCAGGUACACCAUGCCCGCAGUUUGUUAAGAAACUACACCUGCAGUAGUGUGCCAAAUAGUCCGUUACAUGUUACAGUCUCAGGUCACUAUGUGGACGUAUCAAUUAACACAGAAAUGUACAUUUUUUCAUUAUCGUGACUCGUGAGGGUAGAGGGAUGCAGUCUUCCAAAGCACAUACUGUAUGUCACCACUGUAAUAGUCGAGUAAGAACUGAAAGCUGUCCGUUGACUGACAGUCAGGAACAGUUAAACAUUUCCUUUGUAACAUAUUCUGACAUGAUUUCACCAGUCUCUUGUCUCCCUUUGGCAGGUGAACCAGAAAUAUCGUGAUCUGACUCUGUUACUUGUAUCGUUUAAGAUUUCGAAGACUAUCUUUGCUACACAUAUUUUGAAAAACAGCUCUCCGUUCACUUUGUUACAAUCACGUGAUAGUAGGACUAACAAACCAUUGUCAAUAUUUAAGCUCGUCAACAUGACGUCCAAUGUCUUGUGGUUGACUCCCUGAUACAUUGUCUGUACAUCCUCAUCUAGCAGCUAAAAAUAUAAUCCGCGUAGAUUCUGGCCAUAUUCCCCUUAAUGUUAUACGCCUAACAGGACAGCUGCCAGGUGUCGCCGUUAUUCUUCCAGGUCCGUGUUAAAUCACAGGUUAAACUUCUCCAGUGCCCACAUGAUCCUAAGGCAUUCCUUCUCACUGACUGUUAAUACUUAUGAUGGACAUAAGCGUACGGGGGUGAUUUUUACAUAUUUAUGAAAAAUGUUUCCGAAUUUUCUUGAUUUCCCCUCACUUUUCUUGGUUUUCUAGGUUUUCUUGGUAGGGGCAGCUGGCCUCAAUGACAUGGCCUUGUUUGGUCAGUAUACUGUAACUCCCAAAUUUAUAUUAAAAAUCUUGCCACCGUGAGGUGUCGCGAUGUCAACAAGGUAGCAAACUUGGUAAAAGUUCCAUGUUCCAAGCCGCAUAAAGAAAACGACCACACCCAUGCCAAUCUCGUACCGAGGGAUGCGAUUGCACCCAUGCCCCAAUCUCUCAGGUCCUUUGUCAAGGGCCGCAUCCUGGAUCCAUGUAAACCUUUAGAUGCACGACUCUUUGCAAACAAUCAUAGAACAUCCUGAAAUUUUCACAAAUCUAGUAAGCCGCGUAAAUCCUUCUCACCACGGGUGUAACGUAAAACUUUAUUUCAAAAUCACACGCUAGCCCUGUUAACUAUGAGCUGAUUUCCACGAGGGGCGUGUGAAAUCAGUGUGUACAGUAUGGCACAAAGUGUUCGUUGUACUCGUAUUUUCACAACACAACUUGUUUCCCAACUGAAUCUUUACGUUGAGAGUGGGAAACAGAAUUGCGGGAUAUGUGUACGAUGGUAAAACGUUGCUGCUUGUUUAUUUCCGUUAUCUCUGGUCACACGCAGUGUUUAUAGUGAACCAUCAACUGUGUCUGACUCUGGCAUAUACUGCGAUGGUACCCUAAUUCCACAAACAGUUCUUACUUUGUUCUUUGAUAACACACUCGCCUGAGCCCCAACGUUCAAUAACCAAGUACAUUUCUGGCCUUGUUUAAUCUCGAUCCAAGAUUCUCGAGCAGCGGGUGAAAUGAGCGGGCGCCAAUUGCAACUAAAUUUUCAUCUGGCGACCAGAUGUUUGCCAAAGAUAACCCUCGUCAGGGCCGCCGAGAGAAUCCGCGGGGCCCGGGGCAAAUCUUCUCUGGGGGCCCCAUGACAUCAUUAUUUUUAAGCCAGACCCAAGCCAGUCACCCAAAUAGACCUUAGCUAGACUACAUGUGGAGUACUGUACAUGUAAGGGGCCCUCAAUUUCAAAAAUUCUCUGACCAAUUUAAAGAACCUACUCAAUUUUAGGCUCCCGCUCUCAUGUUGGGGCCCUAUUAAGGUGGGGGCCCGGGAUAAUUUGCCCCCCCCGGCGGCCCUGAUCCUCGUGGCAACUGAGAAAGAACAUAUUAAAAUAAUAAUAAAAUGAAUUCUAAAGCCUUAAAUAUCUCAGUGAUCAAAUAUUUCAUUCUGCUUUUGCAUAUAAUGUUCCUACAUAUUAAACAAUUGGGUUUUUUUUAUGCUAUCUGUGUACAUAGAGAAUACUUCAUAACACAUUGGCAUAGGGCGGUUUGAUAUUGAAUUUGGCGUCCAAAUCUUAUUCACUGGUAGCUACCCUUGUUCCCAAGUUUCAUUAAGCUACAGUGUGUCUUAGCUCUAAUGGGUUAAUCAGACUAUCUACCCAUGUGUCCAGUUAACCCAUUAAAUUGUAAUGUGCUCCAAUACACCAUACUUUAUUAUUUUACUCUGUCUAACCCCAGACGAAUUUACUCGUCAAGGGAAGAGCGCUGACUUUCAAUGGGUUAAUGGAUUAACCAGACGUCUUUCCACAUCUCUUGUUGAGCCUUUUACCAGCAGUUGCUAAGGGGAGAGUCAUGGAAUAGAAAAAUAACAUUAAAAGUGAUUCUUAAUAAGCAGAUGAAACAACUGAUGUGUGCAGAAAAUGUACAGUAUGGUGAAAUGCCAUUAAUACUUUUCUUCUUCAUUUCCAGGGAUCUUACAUCGUUUGGUGCUCAAGUUGUCUAUAUUAAAUAUCAAGAUCCGUCCAGUGUUCUGGUUGCACAACAUUUGACAAACACUGUGUUUAUAGAUAAGGCCCUGAUUGUUGUACCAAUUGGAGAUGGUAACUUCAUGAGAAACUUUAUUUUUGGUUACUCCUAUUUUACAGUAGCCUGUGUACAGCCGUUACUCUUGACGAAACGCGCGAGAGAACGUCUGUGAGUUGGAUGCAUAAUCCUUGUUCAGGUCACGUGGGUAGUUCCCAGAUUUGGGGACCGGCCUCUGAUUGGACAGUGCUUUAUUUGAAUAAUUUAUGACAAAUGAAGCUACUUCAUUGGUUAAUUGAUAAUUAGCAUGCGUUUAAAAUAACAACACAAAAAUGUUUAAAUUCCAGAUCAAGAAUCAAGAUUUCCUUCGGGGUAUACAAAGGUUUGAAAGACUAAAAAUAUAAUCUGUUGAGUUUAAUUUUGUGCUGUAUCGAAGUUUAAGAAAAUCAAGAUAAAUUCUAGUGUUUGGACACUCAGCGAACAAUGCUGACAAAUAUAUAAAAUACAACAAACUAUCGGACGGAAAUUGAUAAUUUAUAAUUGACAAUUUAAUAAAUUGACAAUCUGUUUAUAUGUCCCGACCCCUCGCGAUAAAGCAUUUUCUUUACGUGUAAUGUGUUUAACUUCGUCUUACUUGGCCAGUUAACUUUUAAUUACUUUAAAAUGCACCUUUUGAAUAACCAGUUGUGUUUAUUUUUAAUACUUUGUCUUUGUAAACAAAUUUUCGCCAUAUAUAUGUACGCCAAGAACUGAGCUUGUACACCGGCAAUGAUCAUCGUUCAGCAUUGUUCGCACUCAAAACAAAUCUCUUCAUCGAGAAAUAUAUGCAAUAUAUCGUUUUUUAGAUUGUAUUUGAAGUCUUUCAAACCUUUGUAUGAGGAAAUCUUGAUUUGGAAUUGUGUUGUUAUUUUAAACACAUGCUAAUUAUCAAUUAACCAAUGAAAUAGCUUCAUUUGUCAUAAAUUAUUCAAAUAAAGCACUGUCCAAUCAGAGGCCGGUCCCCAAAUCUGGGAACUAUCCACGUGACCUGAACAAGCAUUAUGCAUCCAACUCACAGACGUUCUCUCGCGUGUUUCGUCGAGAGUAACGGCUGUACACAGGCUAAUUUUACAGUUCAAUGUGUCAGUAAAUUUAUUAACUUACGACGUUUCGGAGUAUUAAGGCCUGAUUCCACGGGCGCUUUUUCUCGGCGAAAUGCGAAAUAUUUCGCCUGUUUCUUUUGAAUUGCGACCACUGGAAUAAAUUAUUUCUACUUGAUUGCCCACAAUUCAAAAGAAACAGGCGAAAUGUUUCGCAUUUCGCCGAGAAAAAACGCCCGUAGAAUCAGAGAUAUCUAUGAAUCAGGCCUUAACUCCAUCUUUAGGUUUUAGAAAAUUUUACCCAAAAAGAUUAUUUUACAGUCUCACAAUUUCCACUUUUCAAUGCUAAUUUAUAACUUGACAGGCAUCAUUCCUGAAGAACAUCAAGCUUUGCAGGUGGUUGCACCAUCACCUGAUGUCAUGGGAAACUACGCUGGAGGAUUGAUUAAUCAGGUAAUAUUGAAGUACUGUUUAAUAAACGAGAAGGAGUGCUUUAUCAGAUAUAAAGCACGAGAGCGCAGCUCGAGUGUUUUAUAUCUGAUAAAGCACGGACUGCAAAUGUUUGAAAUGGCUUAAAAAAACGACCCAUCUCAUGAGUUCAUUGGCGAAGUAAUUUUAAAACUAAACGUUGUCUAAGCCGAGAAAAAAGUUAAUGUAAAUUGAACAUGAUUUUUUUCACAUAUUUCUUUUGUAUUUUUCUCAUGAAUUAUUAAUGAGUUUAUUAAUUGGUAUUGCAAAGGUUGGUGUAUAAUUAACCUAUUGAGCGCCAGUGCUCUUCCUUUGGCGAGUAAAAUUGCCUGGUGUUAGUAAAAUUAUAAAGUAGCGUGCAUUAGGGCUCAAUGCAACUAAAUGGGUUAAAUUGCAGUCCUGUUCAAGUUACAAAUCCUGUUCAAGUCCUGUUACAAUUGCAGCCCUGUUCAAGUUACAAAUCUUGUUCAGGUCCUGUUACAAUUGCAGUCCUGUUCAAGUCCUGCUACAAUUGCAGUCCUGUUCAAGUUUUUUGCACUUGUAGUUGUUACAGUUAUAAAACUCCACGACAUGAUACAUGUAGUGAUAAAAUUAAAUUGAAUGCUUUACUUAUUUCUCUACACAAUUUGUAUAUUUUAGUGUAUACCUGGCAUUGUUCAAGCAGUAGUUGGGACUGACCAACCGGUAAGAACAAUUUCUCUGUUUUUUAUUGUAAAAGCACUAGUGUGUAAAAGCAUAGUGUGAAUAAAUUGUGUGGCCAAAGAGUCUGGCUGUUAUUAUUUCAUGAUUAUAAGUUAUAUGACAACCAAAAAAUAAUUGACUGUAGCUAACAAGACUCACUACAAAUUGGUGUCACUCUCCCUUCAAAACAGUUAGCUCAUCAGUCGGUGUUUACCAAGAUAACCGUGAUUUGUUGAGAGCUUAAAUCCAGCAAAAUGGUCCGUGGAUAAUCAUUAAGAGAGCCUAGGGGCGUUACUGAACUGCUAAUAAGAGCUUCUUAGUAUUUUUUCACAAGUGAACAUAACAAAUCCUACACGUUGAUUGGGCAGAUUUGACGUAAUAAGCUGUUAUAUUCACCUACAGGUGAAUAUAACAAAACCGAAAUUGUCAAAAUGGCGGCUAGCCAGGUUGGGGGAAGUCAUUGAGAAAGAAAUAGGCGAAAUUAAAAUAAAAUCAGGCCCAAAAACACAAAAGAAUUGUGUAAAAAUACUAAAACAAUUAUUCGCCUCAGGCUCGGUGAUUAUCGGGAAUAUUUACCUCGACUUCGUCUCGGCGAAUAUUCCCCGAUAAUCACCUCGCCUUCGGCGAAUAAUUGUUAAAUACCAAUACAGGUUAUCUAUGUGGAUGUUCUACGUGCAUAACAUGCUGGAAGAACGCUAGCACUACAGCACAUGCAAAGGGAACUUCAACGUUCAGUCAAAUUAAUAAAGCUUGGAAACUUAAUAUUACUUGAAACAAUUUUGUUUGCAGUAAUCAAUGCAUGCAUAUUACAGAGAGGACUCGCUUUGUACUGUACUGUACUGUACUGUACGUUCAGUCAAAUUAAUAAAGCUUGGAAACUUAAUAUUACUUGAAACAAUUUUGUUUGCAGUAAUCAAUGCAUGCAUAUUACAGAGAGGACUCGCGUUGUACUGUACUGUACUGUACUGUACUGUACUGUACUGUACUGUACUGUACUGUACUGUACUGUACUGUAUUGUAAUGUCAAUUACAAUAACUCUUUUGAAUGCUAGAUAAAGUAAUAAUUCUAACGAAGUAGAUCUCACGAAUUCUUAUUAUUUUAGGUUGUCCGGAUGCAACUGACAUGUCCACAACCACCUCCUCUGCCUGAUGUUGAACCAUUAAAACUGGAUGAAAUCAGACGAACUGCUCAUAUUAAACAUUUACCUAAAGAUGUAAGUAAAUUAUUUUCAUACAUUAAUUAUGAAAUAUGAAUGGAUGCUAGACGAAGUAUGUUUAUCAUGUUUGGCUGAAUUUUUGGAUGCAAUAUGGAGAUGCUACUGUAUUGAGUGUCUAGACCUCUUGGUCAUUCCAUUCACCUAAUCACCUUAUUCAUAUUGUUUUGUGCGAUUAGAAACUUGUAUUGUACGAGUGCAUGAUUCCGUAAUUAUUAUUACUUUGUAAAACCGUUGUUUAAUUGUACUAUGUAUGCUAUUUUUGGAUCAGAUUAGUUGGUCCAAAGCUUUUGUCAUAACACUGUCAUCUUCACAAUUUUGUAAAUUCUUAAUGGUUGUAUACUGUAGUCAAUAUUGAUGACUGAUAUUUCAUAACAUUUUUCUUCUAGGUAAAUGCUGAACAGUUGAUGUCAUUUUUCGCAGCCUGUGGAGAUAUCCGAUAUGCUAGGAUCGUUGGUGAUGAUGAAGAAACACCAAGGUUAGAGCUUCUUAUUGACCAUUUUACUUCACAUUUGAUGAAACAGCUCACCACCCUCAUUAACACUGAGUAUUCCUCAUGUAUAAACCGUUUCCGCAAAGCCGAUUUACAAAGUCGAACGGUGUGUGCCAGUAUACAAUCUUUAACAAUAAAGAUUGGGAGAAGUUUAGUUUUAGCUCUAGUUUUCACAUGCAUUCGGUUGUAAUAUACCAUUUCUUGGUCCAUUUUUCCACUCUCCUUCCCCCCACCCGUAUCAAUGUUGGCGUCUCGCAACCAGACAUCAGAUUUUUGUCGGCCCAACAUUGAACUGGAGGAACGGGGGGCGCUACGCCUUUCAAAUGAUGUGAAAUUACAGCACCUGUCCCAUAGUUUCUGUCAAAGAUUGCAUCUAGCGACGAUAACAAGACAGCUGCAGAUUGUGAGACGUCAAUCUACCUGAAAAAUAUAAGCAGAACUGCAACGUUUCAAGCGAAGACCUUUCAUCGGGAAGUUAAGCCUGAUUUCCACUGUUGCGUUUUUCAUACGUACGUAUACGCACGUAAAACUUUAAAUCCGUUUAAAUGUUACUUAUGAAAUAACCAAAUAAAUAAAGCAGCAGAAUUUAGUGUUCCGCAAGUUUUAGUAUGCAUUUGUUAUCUUAUUUGUAAAAUAUUUAAAAAAUUGAAGGAUUCAACGUUUUACGUGCGUGUACGUGCGUACGAAAAACACAACAGUGGAAAUCAGCCUUUAAUCCUCUUUUUUAAUUCCGCCGUUUUUUCUCGUAAUGCUCCAAACUCUACCCCCAGCCUUGUCUGUCUGUUCCCGUGUCAUACUUUCUCACGCAGAGGGACAUUAUGAAUGUUUCUGUGCAAUCUCGCUUGGUAGUUUUGAAACAUGAAAGGUGUCAUGCAUAGGUACUCGAGCAUUUCUUGCAGCCGGAGCACGCUCUGUUUUUGCCACACUAUGGCCCAUUGACGAUAAAGCUGUCCUGAUUUACAAAGUGACAUUUUUCUUUUUUGGCCGUAUAUUUUACGUAACAAUGUGAAUAUUAUGUGUAGGAACAGCGCAACUGCGUAUAAUUUUAAUUUUAACAACUUUAUUGGACAACAUGCAGUUCAAAACUAACAUACGUAACAUGCGUAGAUUAGCAUAUACGGGAGCUGGAUGAUGCUUUUCGCGCAAUCUGAUUGGUUAUUUGGUUGCUCAGCUCAGGAUAUCCUUGCACCUCCGGAGCAAAACAAAAUGUCUUCCUGUCUUAGUCCUUUUAAUAGACGAGCGAAUUUUUGUACUAAAAGAAGCUGCAGUUUCGCCAAACACAAAGAAAGCCACAAACUUUUGCUUAGCAGUGUGUGCAGGGAUUCAUCAAGACUAUUGCUAACGAAUAAAAGUACAAAAAGCUUGUAAAUACACUGUUUUGUAUACAACUAUUGUGGGUGUUAAGAAGUUGUAAUACAAAUAUUUUCUAAACAUUUUCAUUUGUCAUUCUUAUUUUGUUAUGAACUUAUGGUGUACAGCUAUUUCAAUUAAGGUUGUCCCCCAAGCAAAGCGGAAAAGUCGAAUGCGAGCGCGAAAGGUUGCUGGGAAUCGCUAAUAAAUGAAUGAAUUUAUUAGCGAUUCCCAGCAGCUUUUCGCGCUCGCAUUCGACUUUUCCUCUUUGCUCGGGGGACAACCUUAAUUGAAAUAGCUGUAUACUAGCCUGCGUGCUGUCUCAACCCGUUGUUUUAAAAAUAUCAACUUGAUAUUUAAAAAAUUCGGGUUGAGGCUGCAUGCAGGCUAUAGGUAUGUACUAAAACAAUUAUUCAGCUCAGCGUGGGUGAAUAGUGCAAGGAUAUUCACCUCGACGUUUCGCGUGUCGAAACUAUUCAAUGACCCAAAAGGAAAGAUGCGAACGAGACGAUAAGUAUUUUUCAGGGGUUACAAAAUCUGAGUAUGUAUAUAUUGGUUGAUGUUGGGAUGCACACACCCUAACAGCCUGCAGAAAUCGGUUAUAUCCUCAUGUUUCCUGCACUAGGUUAAAUCAAAGAGAAAUAUAUUCGUGUGCGAGACAUUAGGAUGAAGAUCUGUAACCCUCCAUUGUUUUUACUUUUCUCACAGAUAUGCAUUUAUUGAAUUCCAAGAAGCAAGUUGUGUUGCAAGAGCUCUUCAGUACAAUGGGGCAAUGUUUGGUGGUGAACCUUUGAAGUAAGAACAUUAGAAAUGAAUGUCAUGCAGCAUGUCGUAAUUAUAACAUUUCCCAAGUUACACACGUGAAAACGCACAAGUUGUAACAAACCUGCAGCAGACUUGUAGCAAUACCGUUCCAACAACUUGUCAACAGGAUGUGUUCGCACUACUUGUUCCCAGCUUGUUGACAAGUUGUCAACGGCUUGUUGACAAGUUGUCAACGGCUUGUCGACAACUUGCUACAAGGUUGUUCAGUUCAACAGACUUGUUACAAGUUGUUCCAACAACUUGUUAUCGUCUUGCAAUUCAACAACUUGUCAACAAGUUGUGAGUGACAAGCUUGUAGCAACUUGAUAAAAUAACAUUGUUACAGCUUGUUGACAAGCUUGCUACAAGCCUGCUGCGAACACAUCUUGUUGACAAGUUCACGUGUGUAAAUAAGGAAAUUAAAUAGACGCAAUCACGAGAAAAAGUUCUAUAUUGGAAUAGGUACUUCAUGGAAUUUUUUACCGUGGAAUAGAUGGUUAUUGUAUUAAAGCAUGUCGACAAACACUGUGUAUAAUGGUGAUUUUUCAUUGAAUGAAAUCUGCUUAAAUUUAUGCAUAGACCUUCUUAUUGACUUAAAAAUGAUGACAGUAAAUUAAUAUAACCAUAUUUUCUGGCCAACGUUCUAACAUAGUCUGCAUGCUUCUCGAUUGUACAAAUUUUUCAAAUUUUAAGAUCACAAAGGACCCGUAGACAUAGUGGGAGUGUAUAGAAGGAAUUUGGAAACCGAGCUUUUUCGUUGUGUUUUGGCGAAACAUUGUCUACUUGUUUAAUUUCUCUGCAGGGUUAAUUUCGCCAAAACGAACAUAUUUAAACCUGAAAAAGAGAUUGCUCGCAUGAAAAGUGGUAUGGAUAAAACUAUGAAGAAAGUAACUGAGGCUUCAAAACUUGUCAGUGAAGAGCUUGAUGGUAAGUAGUUUAAUACGUUAUAUUAUAUAUUAUAUUAUAUUAUAUUAUAUUAUAUUAUAUUAUAUUAUAUUAUAUUAUAUUAUAUUAUAUUAUAUUUAAAACAUUUUUUCCGUAUUGAUAUACAUCAACACUCGUGGGAAUUGGGAAAACUCGAAAUUGUGUGAAAACACUCCGCUCGUGUUGAUAUAACUGUAUAUCAACACGAAAAAGUUUUAUAUUUGUUAAAUAAAGGAUGUUACGUUAUAAUACGCUGUCAUUCAAUCCAACAAGCAUUUAAAUUUCGGAGUGAAGGUGCACAUUAUAUUUCUCUAGGUGGACUGGGAGAACUUUCUGAGGUGAUGCAAAAUAUUUGGGGGGAGGGGGUAUGCGUACCCCCUGCACCCCCCCCCCCAGAAAAUCCGUCUAUGGUUAUAAUAAAGGAUGUAUAUAUUACUCGAUAGUCAUGGAUCUUUAGAUAUUCUUCAGUCAAUCAAUAAUUCUAUCAGUCCUGUUCUUACUCUUGUAAUCACUUUUAAAGUUAUAUUCGCUUUUAAAAAAGUGAUAAUUUUUACAUAUUGAUCUAUAGCUAAAUAUGCAUCCCCUCAGUCCAUUAUGGUGUUGUAGAUAUUAGGAUGGCUCAAAAGAUGUUAAUUGUUAGUUCUAACUAGUACUCGAUUAUAGUUACCUAUAUCUUAAAUAACAGUUUACGAUUGAAUGCCUUUGAAUUUCUAGAUGAUCCGAAAUCUCGCAGAAGUUCACGAAGUCGGUAUGUAAAAUGUACUAUUGUUCGAUUUUUAAUGUUUUUAUACUGUCAACUGAGCAUGUUAAUUUUUUAAUCAAUUUACAUUGAAGGGGUUAGUGUGUUUAAAUAAAGUUUACCUUAUCUUUAUCAGGCCAUGUGCUUGUGCUCCCAGUUGCACGAUACGGGAUUCGCUUGUUACGACAUCAACAUACUGUAUGCAGUUCAGAAAUGAUGUUUGCCCACAAAAAUUUCGCCCUUGAAAGUUUUCGUCUUGUCAUAUAAUCACAAUUUCAAGUGUUAGAAGAUCCCUGAAACUGUUACAUUCGAUGUUGUGACAAGUGGAUCCGGUAUGGUGUAACUGGGGUCUAAAUAUAGAUUUUCGUUCUUUGGAUAUAAUAGGUCGCCAUCACGCAGGAAAUCUCGUUCUCGUUCUCCAUCAAGAUCAAGAAGACGACGAAGUAGAUCAAGAUCGAGGUAUAUCAUGCAUACAUUAUUGUUUAUUUCGAAGAUGAUAUGUAGUCUGAUUCACGCAUGUGCACGUCACGUGAUGUAGUUUAUUACGUCACCAGGGAAUAUAAAAGUUCAAAAAAAUGUAUCAAACUCUUAGAUCUAUUUAAACAUUCUCAAAAUGCUCAAUUCAAAUGUGAUAUUUUCCUCCUCGUUAAUUAUAUUGAUUUCGUUAAGGUUCCUUUAACAAAUAGUUAACCUAAAAUAAAAUUUCUAAAACCCAAAACUUUCGAACAACACGUCCAGCGUCAGGAGGAAACUUGUAAAAUUAUAAGUUUAGCACAGAAGGCACCAUACGAAUAUGAAUGAGAAAAAUUAAUUGUUUGAGAUAAAAUCCGGUUUGCAACAUAAUCGAAAUAUUAAGUCGAUGUGAUGAGUUGAAACAAAAUGUAUAAAACAAUUUUUCUAUGCGCAUUUCAGACUUUACAUCAUCUUUAUAACAUUUUUUAUUGAACGGAGAACCUCUGGCGACUAUCAACACUAACGCAUCAUUUGCAAUCGACAAUCGUACCACACAAAUCUGCAUAAUUUGCCAUAUACGUAUAUGAGCAAUUAUGCGUUAGUUCUUAUCUACGUUCUUUUUAAGUGAGCUGGUGAAGCAAGUCAUCAAAAGGUAUUUAGAACAUAUGAAUGAAAACAAUGAAUCCUCUGCAAGCGUUUCUACAUUUCUCCUGCCAACCCAGUCUUCGCCCUAAUUUCCGACUGCGCAUUAGCAUACCAACAUAGCGCCGGUAGAAAAAGUAGUUUAGUCGCCAAACUUGAGCAAUUUCAAUUCAGGUAAUUUUGCAGAUAUCGUUCUCUGCGUGUGCGUUCAUUCCCUUCAAUAUAUCUUCCCAUAAAGAAAUUUUGCCAUUACAUUUUCCGUAGUCGCUUGUGUUUGGUAAAUGUACUAUCUAUAAGGUCGAGCUCAAUCAAUUGUCCUAUCCUGACUAGGUAAAUUUACUCGGCUAUUGUUACGUAUACUGAAUUGUCAUAAAUUAUUUGACAGUGAUCGUUAUGGAAGCAGACGUCGCCGCUCACCAUCACGUGACAGAUUCAGAAGACGUCGAAGUCCUAGUAGGUAUGCAACAAGAUGAUUCAACAUCAAAAAGAAUGUUAGGAUUGAUCAUAGAUAUCUUAUAUACAUUAGAUAGCGCAUCUCUAUUAGUAAAACUGAAGCCAAGAAUAUUCCAGCGGUUACCCCCAUUUGAAUAGAUGGCGGCCAUGUUGGUCGUUCCCACUCGCUAAUAAACGCUUAAAAAUAACAAUAACUUUCAUCAUUUGAAUAGUUUAAAAAUGUAUUUGGUAUAGGUUUUACUUAAUGUUUAAGUUGCCUGUUUAAGAAAUAGAAAAUAUACGAAUCUUCUCAUUUCAUGGGAACGACCUGAGACUGCAAUCACGGCUUCAAUUUUUGAAUUGCAGAAUAACUAGAUGCGCUAUCUAGUGUAUAUAAGAUAUCUAUGGGAUUGAUCAAUGUUACCUACUUAUUGCUAUAAACAGGCUUGUGGUCAAACCGCUUAAAUACUGUUAAUUUUAAAUUUAGAUAUUUGUUAUAUGUGCAGCAAAUCGUUUGUUUAUUUCAUUGUUAUUUGUUAUGCAACAUUCAAGAGAUGACAAGGCUUACAAAAUUUAUCACUUAUUACCAGUUGGAAUAAAUUAUCGCUAAAAGUGAAUUUAUGAAAAUAAUAUCAUUGUUUCUUACUUUGUCAGAUCUCGCUCACCAUCACGACGAUCUCAACGAUCAGAUUCCAAGUCUCGUAGAAGACGCAAAUCUACCAGCCGCCCUCGCAGGUCACCAAGUCCGAGUAGGUAAGAAACUAAAAUUCAGAGGGAGGAAAAUAUCAAAUUUCAGUGAUAAUAAGGAUAUUUCCAUUUUUAACAGAGACCAAAAACGACGUCGUUCGUCGUCUCGAGGACGAUCAAAAGAGAGAACCAGAGGUAAGUCACGUGAUCGUUCUGGAGACCGCACACGUGAUCGGUCACGUGACCGUGGCAAAGAGAAAUCAAAGUCUGAGAGCUCGAAAAAGAAGGAUGAGAAGAAAGAUGAAACCACGUUACCUGAGAAGAAAGAGGGCGAGGAAGGAGGUGACAAGAAAGUGGAGGGAACUGAAAAAGAAGAUCAGAAAGAAGAUGAAAAUGAAACUCUAAAAGAAAAGGACAAUGAGAGUGGAAAAGAUCAAGAAAAGGAAACAGAAAAGGAGCAAAAGGAGAAAGGUGAAGAAAAAGAGAAAGAGAAAGAUGAAGAUCGGGCUAAAGAGAAAAAUCGGGAAAAAGAGAAAGAAAGAGAUACAGAGAAAGAUCGGGCAAAAGAGAAAGAGCGUGAAAGGGAGAAGGAUCGGGAUAAAGAGAAGGAUCGGGAAAUGGAGAAAGAUCGAGAAAGGGAGAAAGAUCGAGGAAAGGAGAAAGGAAGAGACCGGGAAAAAGAUCGGGACAGAGAGAAAGAUAGAGAACGGCAGAAAGAAAGAGAUCGAGAAAGGGAGAAGGAGCGAGACAGAGAGUCAAAGAAGAAAAGGGAGAGAUCAAAAGAAAGAUCCCGGUCACGAAGUAAAGGUCGGGAGAGGAAAAGAACGAAAGAUAAAUCUCCAAGUAGAUCUACGUCAAAAUCACCGAGAAGAUCCUCCUCAAGGUAUGUAUAUUAUUAAUAUAGUUUUAGAUAAAAUAAUAAAGAGCAAAAGACGUUUUUGAUUCACAAAAGCCUACAGGAAGUCUGUCGAGUUGUUAUAGAUGGUGACAGCUGUUUUUAAGCUCUUUAAUAUACCAUUAAAAGUCACGUUUGCUGUACCUAUUAUUUGUCUAAGGACAAAUAUUGUUCAAAUAUUACGUACUUGCUUUGGAAAACAUAUCAAGAACAAAGUCGAUUAUUCUUCAAUACCCAGUACUGCAUUACUUAGUGUAUAUAAAUUGGUACUAAUUUCGUUCUGUGUUUUAACAGCAGGCACAAAAGGAAAAAAGAUAAACGUGAUAAACGUGAUGACUACGAUGGUUAGUUUUUUAAUUGUAUAUUAAUACACGCAGGGCCGCCGAGGGGGGGAAAUUGCCCCGGGCUCCCACCUUGAUAGGACCCAACUUAAGAGCGAGAGCCUAAAAUUAAGUAGGCUUUUUUAAUUAAAUUGGUCAGAGCAUUUUUGAAAUUGAGGGCCCCUUACAGUAGCUCCAUAUGCAGUCUAUAGCUUAAAAAUAAUGAUGUCAUAGGGCCCCCAGAGAAGAUUUGCCCCGGGCCCCGCAAAUUCUCUCGGCGGCCCUGAAUACAUGUCAUAUAUAGAACUGUAUAAACAUAGGUUCGAAAUGAAACUGCCAUUCUUUGAGUAACUGCAAAUGGUUAUUAAGAUCUAGGCAUCUAGCUGUCUAUCUAUCUAAUAGUAUCUAUCUAUCUGUUGUCAGUGUAUUUACAGUAACUGCCUGCCAUUCUAUCAUCUAUCUUUUCAUCCAGCCGUCUGUCUGCUUGUCUAUAUGUCUGUCUGGCUACGUAUUUUUCUUUUUUCAGUAUCUUGAUUACUUUCUUUAUCUUCUUCAAUUGUCUCUUUUUCUUUUUUCUUCAUCCAUUCAUCUAUUUAAUAAUCUGAUAACCUAUAUUUAACAAUUAUUUAGCAAUUAUUGACCGAAGUGGAGGUGAAUAGUGCAAGGAUUCUAGCCAUACCAUAAUAAAACAAAACGAAAAUAUUUUAUAAACAAUUUGUAUUACAGCUCCCAUAAUAGUUGUACUUGUUUGUUAAGGUAAAAAAAAUACACGAGACAGCGAUGGUGAGGCCGAAGAACGGCCGAAGCCGAACCGAAGUGAUGAUUCGGAUGAUGAUCGGAAGAAAUCUCGCCGGAAACGUAGCGAUGAAGAAUCAGAUGGUGACGAGAGCAAGAAAAGAAAGCGUCAUUAUAAAAAGAAGCCAAUCUCCGCUGAUCACUAUGGUAGCGGUAGUGACUGAGAGGUUACUGAGAGGCACAACUUGCGAUUGACAGUUUAGUCAGUUUAUACGCUCUCUGUCUUGACCAAUAGGGACCUUUAGCUAGCAGGACGGCGACGGCUAUUAAUACAAUGAAAUUUAUGACAGUGUAGAAAGAAAAUGCAUAAUUAAAGGUCCCAUGGGAGUUUUAGACGUCGUCCUUGCUCUGUUUACAACAGCAAACCAAAGAUUUUCACGUUUUGUACACAACGUCUGCCUUUCAAGCCGCGAGAAGUCGUCCUCGCCAAAUUGGCUUAGUAGAAGUCUUCUCAACUAUAAACCUCUGUCUUAACCUUCUUAAAUUGCAAUAAAUUCAUACAACGGAUAAUACAAGACAUGUUGAUCUUAAAGUUACUUAUUCGAACGAGUAUUUUGGCCGUCGUCGUCGCGUUGCCGUCACCUAUUUGCUAAAGGACUCUAUUAUUAUGGCCUCAGACAGAUUAUUUAAAUGCUGAUUGGCUUUAACCUAGGUCAGUAUAUGUGUCUGUUUAUAUGAUCCCGGCUAGGCGGGACGGGUCUUAAAGGUGAUAAAUGCCAACAACGGCACUUACCACCUUUUAGAUAUUCCAGAAAAAUAAUAAAAUUUUGAAACAAAUACAACUUAGCUCAUAUCUUUUUGAGGGCAUAUUCAGUGAGAAACUCAUUUUUCUCCAACGAUAAUCCUUAUUUUUUCCAUCGAUAUGUCCAAACUAUCCGACAUAGGGUUCGAACCUGCGUUCAUAAUAUUUCUGCAUAUUACAAUAAUAGUUUAUAUGUAAUGCACAUAUAUUAAUAUUACAUACAGAACAUUUUCCUUGGAUAAGAAUAAUUAUUUUAUUAUAAACGUUUUAGUUGUGUCUGAUAGCUCAAAACGACUGGUAAAGUCGUUGAAAUCCAUUGCGGUUUGAACAAUUCAACGUCACUUUUUACUGCCCUUAAGUCCUUGAAUUUCCUGUUACAUGACCUUGAAAAUUCUUGAAUUUUACUCAUCCUGACCUGUGCGGCUCUUGGGGAUAAAUGUAAUGUAUCUUUAUUGACUUUAUUGUACUUUUAUCUCUGUAGUUCUCUUACGUCGCCGUCGUUUUCUUGGUGUCUUCUCAGGAAAAUGUCCAUUAAUGUCUUUUGUUUUUUCCAUUAGAGAGUGUCCAUGAAUAUCAGGUAGUUUGUCCUUUGUAUUAUCUUGUGAUGGAUCGUUUUCCUUACAGCUGUCUUUCAGCUUAUCUUUUUCACCUGAUUUUGAACAGUGAUGUUUUGUUUGGCUCUUUUGACGCAUCUUGAACCCCGUAAUUUCGCUGUGUUGGUAUUCCACUGAACCGUGUAUCUUAAAUCCAAACAAUUUGGGUACAUAGUGACCUAAUGUUGGACUGGGAUGAAGUGCUGGGUAAGCCAUAAAGAACAUCUGUGGUAAACUUGUGCCAAAAGAAGCUCCAUCUGUAGGUUCGUUUCCAGGUAGUUCCGUGUGAUAUAUAUCCUCGCAACUUGGACAAUAUGUUUUCACAUUACCUUGACCAAGUUUAUCCGACAUUCCAAUUGGUAAAACUGUUGUUUUCUCGCAGUAAUAUCUUGGACACAAACCAUAAAAUCCUUCCUUGUACUUCUUAAACACUUUUUCUAAUCCUUUGCUUGUAAGCAUAUAGCGUGCAUGUACUAAGCUAUAUAACAUCUCAGCUGCU